Enterobius vermicularis (human pinworm) is the source of this 1434-nucleotide messenger RNA. NCBI's taxonomy places the organism in Eukaryota, Metazoa, Nematoda, Chromadorea, Rhabditida, Oxyuridae. The record is from the annotation of a GenBank genome assembly.
AUGAUUAAAAAAUCUUUAAGUGGAGGAAUAUUUGAUACCCGUUUGCAGACCAAACCUCAGGAAGCAGCUCCACCUCCGCCGCCACCUGAAAAAACUGGUGGACGUACUAUCUGGAGAAAUAUUAUUUGGCAGUUAAUAUUAUUUGUUUAUUCGGGUAUUGGAGGAGUUGCAUUUAGUGCUAUUGAAGGUGAACAUGACGAAGCCGUGUUACUCAAUAAGUACCAUGACGAAGUAAAGCGUUUCGAGGCGCGAAAAAUCUACCAGAUUGACUUUCAUUCGACUCUAGAAGAUGGAAAUUUGGACGAUUUUCGAACCAAAUUGAUAAGGAAUGCUAUAGCUAAUUAUGAAAAGCAGAUUGGAGUUUUUAUUAAAGAGCCAGUUAGGGAGCAUACACACUGGGAUAUAUGGGGAGGAGUCUAUUACUCGGCCAGUUUGUAUACUACUAUUGGGUAUGGCAAUUUCCAUCCCGAAACAAAUGCUGGUCGAAUUGUUUCAAUGGUUUAUGCAUUUUGUGGUAUACCAUUGGUUUUUACGAUUAUGUUUGAGUGGGGCUUUCUGUAUUUCUCUUGGUUAGAGAUGUUUUGGAAAUGGUUCAACCAAAAAGUUUUUAAAAGCAGCCAGGAAGCAUUGAUACGACGUCGUUUAGAACAGGAAAGGACUCGUCGAGCUGGUUGCCAGAUGUCGCUGAGAACAACAUCUACACCAAAAUUCAUUGAAAGUGGCAAGCGGAUUGCACAACUUGAGAUAGAACUUUCGGAAGCAGAAAAGCAACGCACUGUUCCCUUAAAAGUAGCUUUAGUGUUUUUCUUCACGUGGAUUUUAAUUAGUGCUGCAGUGGUUCGUUUAUGGGAAACAAACUGGUCCUAUUUUACUGCAUAUUACUACUUCUUCACAUCCCUUACCACAAUUGGUCUGGGUGAUGUUGUCACUGAGUAUCCUCAAUACGUUAUUUUCAAUAUGAUUUUAACAAUGAUUGGGCUUUCAGUAGUCGGUCUUUGUCUUGCUAUCGUACAGUCAAAAAUUCGGUUAAUUUUUGAUCGAAUGAGCCGUUCAAUAGAUAGCCAAUAUAGAAUUCGGCAGAUAGAUCCAGAUGUCGCCACGAUGACCAUAAUUCCAAAUGAAAAAGAAGGCAUAAAAAGGUGCAGAAUUUCCCAGCCUUUGCAAGAUCGGUUGAUUUUUAUUGCUAUGGAUGAGCACAAGAAGGCAUUAUUGGAAGAGCGCUGGAAACAAAAAAGUUCUUUGAUUAACAAGGUGACGCAGACUUGGCCGAAAAUUGCUGAUAAAUGCAUCCAAACAGGUCAAAGAGAUUAUGAUGAUGACGAUGACAGCGACGACGAAAGUUACUCGGAUGAGUCAGGAGCCGAAUAUGAUGACUGUGGGAGGCGCAUCGUACCUCCAUCUAAUCUGCGUUAUAUAUAUACCGUAUUUGACUAG